Molecule: messenger RNA, 5423 nt
Organism: Fukomys damarensis (Damara mole-rat)
Lineage: Eukaryota; Metazoa; Chordata; Mammalia; Rodentia; Bathyergidae
Gene: Flrt1
Product: fibronectin leucine rich transmembrane protein 1
Exons: 2
Coding region: 615-2639 (674 amino acids)
Molecular function (GO): protein binding
Source: RefSeq, a predicted model, not a curated record
AUUCUGCCAAGUGUCUUAAAGGGAUUUAAAAAAAAAAGAAGAAAAAAACCUUGGUAAAGAAAAAGGCACACAACGGCCUUUCAGAGGAGGUGGCGGCCUGCAGACAAAGGGCAAAAGUUAAAAGAGGACGGAGGAAGUGGCAAGCAGGGAGAGGCCACCCCCUGGGGAGGUGUGGGGCAUGCCCCAGGAGAAGGGGCCAGAAGACCCUCCUGUCCCACUCCCAAGCCCCAGGGGCCGCACAGGGUAUCCCUGUGCACCCAGAGCAUAGGCCCUCACCUGAGGUGGCCUAGGGAGCCAAGGAUGCUACCUGGGACCUUCAGCCUCACCUAAACGGGUGAGUCCAGAAGAGAGAAGCACAGGAUCCCCUCCGCAAGCCUCCAGUGUCCCUCACACUGCCAGUGUACCUAGAUGUGCACUCUGCUCUCACAGCCCUUGGCCUGUUAGGGCCACAGGGCCAGGAAUGUGAGUGUGGCCUGGGCCUACUGUGUCCCUCAACAUCAGCAAGGACCUGGGGAGCAGCCACUCUGGUAGGACCCUGAAGUCCAAGGGCUGUGGCAGCAAGGAGGUGUUGAGGCUCCGCAUCAGGUGGGGUCAGGCUCCCCCAGCUGUCCACCAUGGUGAUGGUACACCCCACUGCCGCUGCCACUGCUACACCCACGGCGACUGUCACAGCCACCGUCGUGAUGACCACAGCCACCAUGGACCUGCGGGACUGGCUGUUCCUCUGCUAUGGGCUCAUCGCCUUCCUGACAGAGGUCAUUGACAGCACCACGUGCCCCUCAGUGUGCCGCUGCGACAACAGCUUCAUCUAUUGCAACGACCGGGGGCUCACCUCCAUCCCUGCAGACAUCCCCGACGACGCCACCACCCUCUACCUGCAGAACAAUCAGAUCAACAACGCCGGCAUCCCCCAGGACCUCAAGACCAAGGUCAAUGUGCAGGUCAUCUACCUGUAUGAAAACGACCUGGACGAGUUCCCCAUCAACCUGCCCCGCUCCCUGCGGGAGCUGCACCUUCAGGACAACAACGUGCGCACCAUCGCCAGGGACUCACUGGCCCGCAUCCCACUGCUGGAGAAGCUGCACCUGGAUGACAAUUCCGUGUCCACCGUGAGCAUCGAGGAGGACGCCUUCGCCGACAGCAAACAGCUCAAGCUGCUCUUCCUGAGCCGCAACCACCUGAGCAGCAUCCCCCCGGGGCUGCCGCACACGCUGGAGGAGCUGCGGCUGGACGACAACCGCAUCUCCACCAUCCCGCUGCACGCCUUCAAGGGCCUGCACAGCCUGCGGCGCCUGGUGCUGGACGGCAAUCUGCUGGCCAACCAGCGCAUCGCAGACGACACCUUCAGCCGCCUGCAGAAUCUCACGGAGCUCUCUCUAGUGCGCAACUCUCUGGCCGCCCCACCCCUCAACCUGCCCAGCGCCCACCUGCAGAAGCUGUACCUGCAAGACAACAUCAUCAGCCAUAUCCCCUACAACACACUGGCCAAGAUGCGUGAGCUGGAGCGGCUGGACCUGUCCAACAACAACCUCACCACACUGCCCCGCGGCCUGUUCGAUGACCUGGGCAACCUAGCACAGCUUCUGCUUAGGAACAACCCCUGGUUCUGCGGCUGCAACCUCAUGUGGCUUCGGGACUGGGUGAAGGCACGGGCGGCUGUGGUUAAUGUGCGGGGCCUUAUGUGCCAGGGCCCUGAGAAGGUCCGGGGCAUGGCCAUCAAGGACAUCACCAGUGAGAUGGACGAGUGCUUUGAGACAGGGUCACAGGGUGGUGCAGCCAAUGCGGCCGCCAAGACCACAGCCAGCAACCAAGCCGCGGCCACCACACCCCAGGGAUCGCUGUUCACCCUCAAGGCCAAGAGACCAGGGCUGCGCCUCCCUGACUCCAACAUUGACUACCCCAUGGCCACGGGCGAUGGCGCCAAGACCCUGGUCAUCCAGGUGAAGCCCCUGACAGCGGACUCCAUCCGCAUCACAUGGAAGGCAACACUCCCUGCCUCCUCCUUCCGGCUCAGCUGGCUACGCCUGGGCCACAGCCCUGCAGUGGGCUCUAUCACAGAGACCCUGGUGCAGGGGGACAAGACAGAGUACCUGCUUACGGCCCUGGAACCCAAGUCCACCUACAUAAUCUGCAUGGUCACCAUGGAGACUGGAAACACCUAUGUGGCCGAUGAGACACCUGUGUGUGCCAAGGCAGAGACGGCUGAUAGCUACGGCCCCACCACGACACUCAACCAGGAGCAGAACACCGGCCCCAUGGUGGGGCUGCCCCUGGCAGGCAUCAUUGGUGGCGCCGUGGCUCUUGUCUUCCUCUUCCUGGUCCUGGGGGCCAUCUGCUGGUAUGUGCACAGGGCUGGUGAGCUGCUGACCCAGGAGAGGGCUUACAACCGGGGCAGCAGGAAGAAGGACGACUAUAUGGAGUCAGGGACCAAGAAGGAUAACUCUAUCCUGGAGAUCCGUGGCCCUGGGCUGCAGAUGCUGCCCAUUAACCCAUACCGCGCCAAAGAGGAGUACGUGGUCCACACCAUCUUCCCCUCCAAUGGCAGCAGUCUCUGCAAGGGCACACACACCAUCGGCUACGGCACCACACGGGGCUAUCGGGACGGGGGCAUCCCUGACAUCGACUACUCCUACACAUGAUGCCGGCCUGCCCUGGCCCAGCCCCUGGACGCCGUCCUAAGUGGCGCCCGGCUCUGCCCAGCCCACUAUGAUCCCAGAGAGCAAGGAAGAGAAACUAAUUCCACAAUGACUUUCCCAGCGUAAAGCAAAGUUUGGGAAAGGUUGAUGAUCUGCUACAACACACCAGUGGUGGGUGGGAAAACAUUUUUUUUUUUAACGAAUAGAAGGCAGGAAGGGGAAGGGGAAUCCAAAAUUAUUGGAGACAUAAUUUAUCUCAAGUUAUGCCAACUGGGGAGGGAAAACAAAAAUAAUACCGAAAGAAGGGUUGGGUUGGGGAUUUUUUUUCCUGGACUGGAAAGAUACUACCUGGACAACGUCUGUGUACACCUCGCACUCUAUUCGGUGCCGUCACAAAAGAACCGUCAGAGAGAAGCCACCAACACACAGGCCCCCACCCAGCAUCCUGCUGCCAGCUGCUCACAGGCAAUGAUGCGAUGGAAGAUUUUCAGGCACCUCACAAAGGAGAGAAGCAAAGAAAGCAUCUUUUGCUAUGGAGAUAUUGCCCUGAAAUCUCUUCCCUGGAUCUUUCCAUGCCAUUUCCCUGACAGAUUUGCAGAAAGAGUCUUUCACUGCAUUCUUGGAACAAUUAAUGUAGUCAAUUAAAAAGAAAAAAAACGAACUUUUUUCUUCCUAUGCUGAGCACUCUCCAGUUCCAUGCAUCCUCCGUAGACGCCCUGAUGGAAGCCGUAGCUUUCCCUGCCACGUGGAGGUGCGUCUGUCUGCCUGUCUGUUUCUAUGUCCUGUCUCUCAGUGCAGAUGGGUAGAUGGAGCUGCAUACAUCGUCCUUAUAGCGCUCCUUGGGUCAGUUCUUACCAUUUCCCGAGACAAUAGAAUUGCAAAAAAGUGUUGCUUUUCUCCUAGAAAUCACUGAGUAAGUAGCCCAUGUGUCAGGGGUGGGAAUGAGGUGGAGGGAGGAGCCCUGGUCGGGUGGGGAGUGUUGCUGUUACUAGAAGCAGAGGCCUGUAUGUCUUGGCAGGGUGGCUCAGGGAGGGACCAUAAGGGCACUCAGCUGGCCAGAGCUGGGCCGUUGUCCUUUCUAACACAGAGAAAUGUUUUCUUUUGACACUUAGGGCCCUCACCUCAGUUGGGUUUACUUGUGCUUCCUCCUGGAUAUGUAAUUAGUGCAGGGACAUUUUUAAAUACACAUAUAUGUAUCAGCUGAUUAGACCUUUUGGUUUCCAUGGCUGCUCAAACAAAGCCCAGAAAAAGAAAAUUUUCAGAAAAUCCCUGAGAGACAUCAACCCUCACACACAUAUUAGUGUAGAAAACAGCUCUGCCCGCUCCUGAGAGGAGAGACCAGAUCUCUUUCUAAAAAUGCCAGCCUCCAAAAGGGUUCCGACUGGGGCCCUCAGAAGAGCUAAAAUUUUAUUUCCUCCCUCUGGAAUCAAUGUCACUAUCAUUUAUCAACUGACAGUGCAGUGUGGCGAGCCAUGAGAUUAAAACGAUGAUGAAAUAAUGACAACAGAUCUGGAGAGGAGGAAAGCGUGGUACCCAGGGUUCCGGCGGCUGCUGCAUCCUAUACUCGGGGAGCUGGGGUCACCAUCUGUCAAUGUGUCUCUUGCCCCGCACCAGGAAAAGACAACAUCAAAGCAGAGGCAUUGCUCUAAGGGCAGGAGGAUGAGAAGGUCUGCUCCUGACAGUGGUGUUUUCAAAAAGCCUCUGCCAUUUGGACCAAAGCAAAGGCAGGAAGAAGAGGCCGGGCAGUGAUCACAGGGCUGCCUGCGACAUGCCCGAGCACUGUCGGCCUGUUGGACAUUCAAAGAGCCAACUGGCCCUUCAGCAAAGAGGUGGGUUGAAAGCAAUGUUCCUGCUGCUGCUCGCUGCUUGGGAAAAGUGGAGAGAGGUGCGGGUUCCCACUGUGGCCCAAGAAUCAUCACCACCAAAGCAGACCCCUACCCUCCAGCCCCAGGGCAUGGCCAAGGGGCAUGGACACUGCUCAUUCCAAAUGACCUUUUCCCCUUCUGCCGGGAACAUUUUCCCACAUGAUGAGGUCCAGAGAGAAACUUUCCCAAGCCUUAAUUUCAGGUCUGCAUCAAUGUUGCCUGUCACCCCACCACCACCAGCCUAGCUGCGGCACCAUCCCUCACAGCUUGGAAAGGAAGAGGGGACCCCACACACCAGGGAGAUCUGGCAGGAGGACUGCCUGGGGAGGGAAGUCCCAGCUCUCUGCUGUUUCUGAAGUGAGGCUCCCUCCCUUGAGGGCGUCCCUCUGGCCUACUUCAGGUUCCAGAAAAGUCAGCCCAGCCUUCCCUCUGCCUCAAGGCAUCUUGCCUGCAUGUGCAACACAGUACUGCCGGCAUGCUCUGCCCCCUAGCUCACCAGGGUCCCCUUUCUCAUUUCCUGCCCCAGGGAGGGUCAAGUCAUCCCUCUGGUGGCUAGGAAGGAAUUGAGGGGCAUCUGGUGGCCUGGACCCUGACAGUGACUUGAGUGGUGCACUUUCCGCCCCUAUCACACAGCAGGCCCAGGACCGCAAGGGCCCUGCCAAAUGCCUGGGCACAGUGCCCAGGCUGAGGACCUGACUGGUCGCCUGCAUGGGCUUCUUGCACUAACAGGGCUCAGCCCAGAUUAGUUAGGCCUGCAGAGCCCAGACCCUGCCUGUUUCUCAUGGGCAGUAUUCCUAGCAGGGACCUCUAAAUUCUGAUGAAAGUGAGCACUCUGCUAGCCAGGGAGACCCAGAGACCUAGGCCCCUGUGAAAGCCCUUCUUUUUUUUUUUUUUGAGACAGUGUCCCACUGUGUAGUUGAGA